GAGUGACCAGAUUAACUUCAAAGCAGUUGACUGGAAUCUGCUGCGGACCACCACCAGCUGUGUCGUUUUCACCGCCAAGUUGUCGGGUCACUCGUAUCGAAAAUGUGUCCUAUAGUCACAACGGCCGAAGCCAUGCUCGGCGAAGUCCAAGCCGAGACCUUGCAGCAAUUACUCGUGACUGUCCAGACGGAGACAUGUUCACCGUGCAAAACUCAACUCACAGGCCUGGACGCUGUACUGACUUCCCAAGGCGCCAACAUGAAGCCUCAAGAAGUGCCCGUCAGACGUGGUGAUGUGCUCGAGAUUCAAGGGUCUACUGCAACCGGCAAGACUAGCCUACUCUAUCAUCUGCUCAUCACUUGUAUCCUACCCUCAGAGUACCAGUCCGCCAACAUCGGAGGCUGGAACAAGGCCGCCAUCUGCUUUGACACAGAUGGAACAUUUGACAUCGAGAGAUUUCAUCGCCUUCUGAUGCUCCGUCUAUCCAGGUUAAUAAAAAAUGGCGGGGAACCCCCUGAGACGACGCUAGAGGCGCUUUUUCCCGCAAUAGAUGAGCUUGCGUCCCUUUGUCUAGAAAGGUUGCAUGUUUUCCGACCAGCGUCUUCCUUUCAAAUGGCGGCAACUCUACUCGAUCUGCCGCGAUAUCAUUGUGCACGCCCAUCUCUCCAAGCCUUAGAAAUAGGGCUGGUUACUGUAGACUCACUAAGCGCGUUCUACUGGGCAGACCGCUUUACCGUGGAACAUUCGUGUAGCGCUGGCGAGCGCUCCGGUGGUACGGGGAGAGUAAACCCUCUCCGGCAUGUCCUUUCAGCAUUACAGGAGCUCCGCGCCUCGCGCGGUCCUGUGAUAGUACUGACCAAUUGGGGUCUCAAUCCGUUGAAGAAGUCCGUGGUCAGCGGAGAGGAAGAGGAGACGUCUCCCUUCUUCAAGCAACACCUCCAGUCCUUUCCCUCUCCCUUCCAUAACUCUUCCAGUGACCCCGCCGACACUCCUCUCCGUGGUGCAAGCAAUGCGUCUCCGCAUUCAGUCCACAGAGCGUCAUCGCCCUUGCCUGGACAUCCUGAUACACUUAUGCGUGACCUGGUGGAUGUAACCUCUGGAUCACUACCCCUUACCCACCACAUCACGUUGCGGAUGGCUCCUAUGGAUCCCCUCCCGUCGUCUGCUACAGGCAAAGUUAACGCAGGGGACGCUUCUCGAAGUUCGCCUGUGCAAAAAUGUCAAUAUGAGGGUAUUGUCAGGACGCCAGUAAAUGCAAGCGUAGGGAGAUUCAAUUUCGUCAUCACUGAACAAGAUGUCCGCGACGACCUUAUGCUAGUAUGAGCUCAUUUAUGUGCGUUAUUCUAUCCUGUUUUUUUGCCAAUGUGUUCGUAAAUGAUACCUUUUGUACGCCCUAUCAUUGAGAAUUGAAUUG
Molecule: messenger RNA, 1414 nt
Organism: Laetiporus sulphureus 93-53
Lineage: Eukaryota; Fungi; Basidiomycota; Agaricomycetes; Polyporales; Laetiporaceae
Exons: 3
Coding region: 103-1323 (406 amino acids)
Biological process (GO): double-strand break repair via homologous recombination; DNA strand invasion
Cellular component (GO): replication fork; Rad51B-Rad51C-Rad51D-XRCC2 complex; centrosome
Molecular function (GO): ATP-dependent DNA damage sensor activity; four-way junction DNA binding; ATP binding
Source: RefSeq, a predicted model, not a curated record